AUGCCGCGGGGCCAAGUGCUGAACCUGGGAACAUUCCUUGCUGCUGCGCCACCAAGCGGCGUCGACGACGAGCUGGCGCUGGUACUGGCACUGUCUGCCUCUGAGGCUGCCGAGGCUGGGCUCGACGUGCCUGACAACCUGGUUGCGUGCGAGGCCGAGACAGUCGAGGGCGUGGCCGAGGCAGCAGAGUGCGUAGGCGAGGAGUCAGAGGGCGAAGAUGGCAGCGAUGAGGUACAUGACUACGGCGAUGGCAAGUACGCCGAGUGGGAGGCACUGGAGCGAUGGAACGGGCGGCGGCGGCGGGGCAAGCUCGCCCGCGGUUACAGCGGGAGAAUCGCGCCGCGGCUGCUAGGCGGCGUCUCGCUAGGGAACGAGGGCAUCGGGUCCCAGAUUCUUAAUACCGAGGGCUCGACCAGUGACCAGGACUUGCAGUGGGCCGACUCGAAGGAGGAGGCUGCCGAGGGAAGGAUUGAGCUGCGCAAGGCGCUGCGGGAGAUGGCGGCAGCGGCAGCGCAUGCCAACAGUCGUGACUCGCUGGAAAGCGUCAUUGUGGAGGAGGCCAAGCACAAGGACGACCCGGUUUCCGACUCGGCAAUUCGAAUGCUGCGGAAGGCAGUGCUGCACCGGGUGAUGACCUCGAGCGCCAAGGUGGUGCACGUCAAAGAGACGCCAAUCUCAAGGGCGGCGUUUCGCAAGUUUAUUCUCAACCUCAAGACAACGAACACGGUCCGGUUUGCGUGGCAUGGUACAAACCCAAAUAACCUGCAGAGCAUCUACGACAAGGGGCUGUGCAUGGGCGGGACCCGCGGCGUGAGGGUCGCUCAUGGCCGUGCGCACGGCAAAGGCGUGUACAUGGGCUCGCGCGCGGAGAUCUCCAUGGCCUAUGCGCCAAGAUAUCAGCGCGAUGGACGGCUGACAUGCAUGCUACUGGCGUGCGCGGUGGUGCCCUCGAACCUCUCGUUUCUUGCGCACAAUGGGUUCCUCAUUUCGCGCGAGCAUGACCAUGUGCUCCCUGUGUACGAGGUUGAGCUCAUGUGCAACUCCACAGCCUCGCCGUUUCCUACCGUGUACGAGACGUCCGUGCGGUACAAGCCGCGGCAUGCUGGGACGCCGUACUACCCCGCGCUCGCCAUGCACACCAAGGUGCGGGCGAUCAAAAUCCGGAAGAAGGACGAAGCGCUUGCGCGCGAGCGGAGGAGCGAGCGGGCAGUGGCGGCAACGCUCAACGCGAAGCUUCCGUCACCCACAGCCUUUCUCCGCUCACCAGUGCGCGGAGCGGUGAUGUCCGCCGUCUCACCGGCGGGCGACUAUGGCCGCGGGCCUGCGUUUGGCCUUGUGGCGCCGCCACCGACCGCGCCGCCGCCAUCAUCGACCGACGUUGUGACAAUUGUCGAGUCUGACCAUGUCUCUGUCGAGUAUGUUGGGUUUGGCAUGGCGGAGUAA
This is a messenger RNA of Thecamonas trahens ATCC 50062, 1443 nucleotides long. RefSeq lists its product as uncharacterized. Bases 1 to 1443 code for a protein of 480 amino acids. Lineage: Eukaryota; Apusomonadida; Apusomonadidae. The record is from RefSeq and is a predicted model, not a curated record. Gene Ontology annotation, molecular function: NAD+ poly-ADP-ribosyltransferase activity. The transcript has a single exon.